Molecule: messenger RNA, 630 nt
Organism: Dioszegia hungarica
Lineage: Eukaryota; Fungi; Basidiomycota; Tremellomycetes; Tremellales; Bulleribasidiaceae
Exons: 3
Coding region: 1-630 (209 amino acids)
Source: RefSeq, a predicted model, not a curated record
AUGGACAACAUCAUCCGCCCCCUCCUUCCCUAUCUCCCGCCAGACCUCUCGGCGCUCCUCGUAAACCCACCUUCCCUCUCCUCUCCCCAAUCCUUCUAUCCCCUCGUCCGCCUCGCAUGGCCAUUCGCCAAGUACGCCGUCGUCGUUCUGGCGUUCUGGAUCGUCUUUGCGACUCUUUCAGGAAUAUUCGGGUACUUCACCCGAUUCCUGCGUCUGGCAUUCAAGAUCGGGCCAAUCAUCGGCAUUAUCAGCUAUUUCAUGGGGGGAUCGGGACAAGGAGGAUUGGGACAGGUGUUUGAUAUUGCGAGGAAUUGGGCCGGGAUGGGUGGACAGCCAGGGCAGACGACACCGGGUCUGGCCUCGCUCGCGGGCAUGUUUGGGGGCGAUCAGGCGGGUGCGAACACUCGAGGCAGAAAGUCGACAAGAAAUACCGGCGCGCAGAACGGCGGUCCCGACAUGAUGUCAUCGAUCUUCAACACCGCUGCCAACUUUAUGGGCGGAGGCGGAGCAGGAGGUGGUGGAUGGUCGGACGUCGUCCAGGACUUUGUCAAGCAGGCUAUGAACUCGGCGGCCCAGCCACCGCCCGAGACGGCGGAGGAGAAGCGCAGGAAGCGGAAGGCCGGGCUGUAG